CAUCAAUAUCGCAGGCUUCACGAUCCCCGUUUCGCUACUUGCGCCAUCGAUCCCCUUCCCGGGUCGUUUAGAUCCCUCCGUCCGAUCCCAUCUACCCAAGUGCCAACCGGCGGCGACUCGAGUGGUCGUCGGCGCACACCCGACGGAAGCGCCCAUCCUUGGUCAUUGACAAAGCCAUGGCGCAGCUCUGUUCGCGGCUGUUCGCAUGGUGCUGCGGAGGCCGAUCCAGAGAUAGCUUAUACGAUCCGGUGUUAGCAGACAGUGAAAGGGAAGCGGUUGCCGACUUGCUGGGCUAUCUGGAGAAUCGAGAUCAAACCGACUUCUUCUCUGGACCUCCGCUACAAGCUCUCAGCACGCUCGUCUACUCCGAUAACAUCGACCUGCAACGCAGUGCCAGUCUCACCUUUGCGGAGAUAACAGAGCGAGAUGUACGAGAAGUCGACCGAGACACCCUCGAGCCUAUCAUCUGGCUUCUACAAAACAAUGAUAUUGAAGUCCAACGGGCGGCAAGUGCGGCCCUUGGGAACCUAGCAGUAAAUGCGACGAACAAAGUCCGGAUAGUCGAUCUAGGAGGAUUGGCUCCUCUCAUCAAACAGAUGACCUCAAACAACGUGGAAGUGCAGUGCAACGCUGUCGGCUGCAUCACCAACUUGGCGACACACGAGGACAAUAAGGCAAAGAUCGCGCAAUCAGGAGCACUAGGGCCUCUUACAGGAUUGGCGAAGUCGAGAGACAUGCGUGUGCAGAGAAACGCAACCGGAGCGUUGCUGAACAUGACACAUUCAGAUGACAACCGCCAAGAACUCGUCCAAGCCGGUGCCAUCCCCGUCCUCGUCAACCUUCUCGGUUCCUCCGAUGUCGACGUCCAAUACUACUGCACUACCGCCCUCUCCAACAUCGCCGUCGACGCCAUGAACCGAGCUCGUCUCUCUCAAUCCGAGCCGCGCCUCAUUACAUCCCUCGUCCACCUCAUGGACUCUUCCUCCCCCAAAGUCCAAUGCCAAGCGGCCCUCGCCCUCCGCAAUCUCGCCUCCGACGACCGUUACCAACUCGAGAUCGUCCGCGCACGAGGCCUUCCACCCCUCCUCAAGCUCCUCAAAUCCUCCUACCUCCCACUCAUCCUCUCCGCGGUGGCCUGCAUCCGCAACAUCUCUAUCCACCCCCAGAAUGAAUCCCCCAUCAUCGACGCCGGCUUCCUCCUCCCGCUCGUCGACCUCCUCUCCUCCACCCCUAACGAAGAAAUCCAAUGCCACGCCAUCUCCACUCUCCGCAACCUCGCCGCCUCCUCCGACCGCAACAAGGCCCUCGUCCUCGACGCCGGCGCCGUCUCCAAAUGCAUCGAUCUCGUCCUCCAAGUCGCACUGAGUGUCCAAAGCGAAAUGACCGCCGCCAUCGCCGUGCUUGCCCUAUCCGAAGACCUCAAGCCGCGCCUCCUCGCCGACCCCACGCUCUUCGACGUCCUCAUCCCCCUGACCGCUAGCGAGAGCGUCGAGGUGCAAGGUAACAGCGCUGCCGCCCUCGGCAACCUCUCCUCCAAAGUCCCCUCCUACGACAUCUUCCUGUCGCGCUGGGACACCCCCGCCGACGGCAUCCGCGGCUACCUCGAGCGGUUCCUCGGCUCUGGCGACCCCACCUUCCAGCAUAUAGCCGUGUGGACGCUGCUGCAGCUGCUAGAGAGUGGCGACGCGCGGCUGGUGGCGCGGGUGCGCGAGACGAAGACGCUGGUCGGGUUGGUGCAGGCGGUGGCGGAGCGCGAGCGGCGGCGGAGCGAGGAGGGGAGUCGGCCGGGGAGCGAGCCGGAGGGGGAGGAAGAGGAGGAUGCGGAGGGAGAGAGGGAGGUGAUGGGGUUGGCGAGGCGGUGUUUGGAGGUGUUGGGAAUGAGGGGGAAGGAGUUGGCGGAGGGAUGAGGUCGGACCUGUUUCCGAGCCAAGUCCCCCAAGCCGCUCCUCCGUCACCCCGUUUGUCGUCUUGCAGUUUGGCCUUCCUGAUACGUGCGUAUCCACGAGCAUUUCAUUGCGUAUGGCGCGUCGGCGGAUCGGGGAUCAUUGGGUUCUGAUUCCCUCUUGGUAUUGUUUUCAUAGCUCCAUCAUGAUUAUCUUUUUUCACCCACACCCCGUUCGACGUUUGAUUGUUAUUCUCCACCCCGGCUGCUCCCGUCUUUACUACUUGGCAUUUGUUUGUCCAUGCCUU
This is a messenger RNA of Eremomyces bilateralis CBS 781.70, 2190 nucleotides long. RefSeq names its product vacuolar protein 8. NCBI's taxonomy places the organism in Eukaryota, Fungi, Ascomycota, Dothideomycetes, Eremomycetales, Eremomycetaceae. The record is from RefSeq and is a predicted model, not a curated record. Bases 177 to 1907 code for a protein of 576 amino acids. The transcript has 6 exons. Gene Ontology annotation, biological process: vacuole inheritance; nucleus-vacuole junction assembly. Gene Ontology annotation, cellular component: fungal-type vacuole membrane. Gene Ontology annotation, molecular function: protein binding; protein-membrane adaptor activity.